This is a messenger RNA of Perognathus longimembris pacificus (Pacific pocket mouse), 2112 nucleotides long. RefSeq names its product protein arginine methyltransferase 2 (gene Prmt2). Gene Ontology annotation, molecular function: protein-arginine N-methyltransferase activity; protein binding. The record is from RefSeq and is a predicted model, not a curated record. Lineage: Eukaryota; Metazoa; Chordata; Mammalia; Rodentia; Heteromyidae. Gene Ontology annotation, biological process: peptidyl-arginine methylation. The transcript is spliced from 10 exons. The coding region runs from base 200 to 1540 and encodes 446 amino acids. Gene Ontology annotation, cellular component: nucleus.
UGUCUCUCUCUCUCUCUGUAUACUGUUUUUCACACACAUUUUACUUCUCUUUGGUAGAGUACCUUUAUCAUGAGCUUUAGAGGGGAAGUAAAUUUCGUUACCGUGGACAUAUCAAGUGCUUUGUGUUUUGUUUUUUUUAGAGAUGGAGGGAAAAUGAAAUAAUAAAAGCAGCAGUUAUGAGGCAGAGCUUGAGAGAACUAUGGAAACACCAGGUGGUGCAGGCGACUGUACCGGAAGCGAAUCACAAGUUAUCUCUGCUGUGGAGGAAGAGUCUGUGGAUUUUGAUGGCGAGUUGCAGCUCCUGCAGGACACUGUGCCCUUGCAGCCUCAGCCUGAGGAGUUCGUGGCCAUUGCAGACUAUGCCGCCACCGAUGAGACCCAGCUCAGUUUUUUGAGAGGAGAAAAAAUUCUUAUCCUGAGACAAACCACAGCUGACUGGUGGUGGGGCGAGCGAGCAGGCUGCUGUGGGUACAUUCCUGCAAAUCAUGUUGGGAAGCAGGUAGAGGAGUAUGACCCUGAGGACACCUGGCAGGAUGAAGAAUAUUUUGGCAGCUAUGGGACUCUGAAACUUCACUUGGAAAUGUUGGCAGACCAGCCUCGGACCACAAAAUACCAUAGUGUCAUCCUGCAGAACAAGGAAUCCCUGAAGGACAAGGUCAUCCUGGACGUGGGCUGUGGCACUGGGAUCAUCAGCCUCUUCUGUGCACAUCAUGCCAGGCCUAAGGCGGUGUAUGCUGUGGAGGCCAGUGAGAUGGCACAGCACACAGGCCAGCUGGUCCUGCAGAACGGCUUUGCUGACACCAUCACCGUGUUCCAGCAGAAGGUGGAGGAUGUGGUGCUGCCUGAGAAGGUGGAUGUGCUGGUGUCUGAGUGGAUGGGGACCUGCCUACUGUUUGAGUUCAUGAUUGAGUCCAUCCUGUAUGCCCGUGACACAUGGCUGAAGGAGGAUGGAGUCAUCUGGCCAACCACAGCUGCAUUAUACCUGGUGCCUUGCAGUGCCGACAAGGACUACCACAGCAAGGUGCUCUUCUGGGACAAUGCCUAUGAGUUCAACCUCAGUGCACUUAAAUCUUUAGCAAUCAAGGAGUUUUUCUCGAAACCCAAGUAUAAUCAUAUCUUGAAGCCAGAGGACUGUCUCUCUGAACCCUGCACCAUAUUGCAGUUGGACAUGAGAACUGUGCAAAUAUCUGACCUAGAGACCAUGCGUGGUGAGCUGCACUUUGAUAUCCAAAAGGCUGGCACCUUGCAUGGCUUCACAGCCUGGUUCAGUGUGCGGUUCCAGAGCAUGGAGGAGGGGCAGCCGCAGCAGGUGCUCAGCACCGGCCCACUGCAUCCCACUACCCAUUGGAAGCAAACCUUGUUUAUGAUGGACGACCCAGUUCCAGUCCACAUAGGAGAUGUGGUCACAGGCUGUGUUGUGUUGCAAAGAAACCCAGUGUGGAGAAGGCACAUGUCUGUCACUCUGAGCUGGGCUAUUACCUCUGGUCAAGACCCUACAUUUCAAAAAGUUGGAGAGAAAGUCUUUCCUAUCUGGAGAUGACAGUGAAGGUUUGCUUUGUAGGCAUGGUGUACAUCGUGAGGGGGUAAAGGUGCACCUGCCCACGUGCACACUGUUGUAAAGGGCACAUGGCAUUCACUUCGUGCUAACAGCUCUCUGCCUGCAGGUGAUGUCAUGCCCUUCACAGACAAGCGCUUGGGCUCAAUCCUAGUGUCGUCCGUCCCUCUAGAGUAGCCUGUGUCUGCACCUAUUUGCCUUGUGGUGGCCCCUGUGCCCCCUGGGGUGGUUGUAGUGUCUGUGUUCCCAGCUAUGUGUAAUUGUAGACAUCUCAGACACAUGCAUGUCAGCCUGAGUACCUGUACCUGUGGUGUCCACACCUUGUGCCAGUUGUCUCCUUGCUGCCCUUACUCAGCCACUCCCCCUGAAACGUGUAUGGUGCAGAGUUGUGCUGUAGCUCUGUAUGUGGCAGGCACCAAAUGUCUAUGGCUCAGUGGAGCGGUUGGCAGCAAGCAGUGCAUGUGACAGGCUCUGCAUGGGCAGUGAAGUGUGUAAAUGUCUUUCAGGUAAAUUAUGUGUGGGACAUAUUACAUGCUCAAUAAAUAUUUUUAAAUGAA